AUGUCUGCGCCCAUGGAGAAGAAUUCAGUUGUUAUUUCAAAGGGAAAUUUUGAUAAUAAUCUGCCACAUGGCCGAAGGAAAUUUUAUGACUUAGCCUCAAAUGAUGAGAGGAAGAUUACUAGAGAUGAUCAGAUAAGCAGUCCACGUCGCUUGUUGCCAUACAUCGAAAAAAAUGUCAUUGGAAAGGAGAAAAUAUUCUCUGGACCUUUUGGCCAAAGAUCUGUUUUAUAUUGCGACUACACUGCAUCAGGGCGAUCACUGUCGUUCAUAGAAGAUUAUAUCAGGAAGGAAGUUCUUCCUGAAUAUGGCAACACCCAUACUACCACCACUGUUACCUCUCUUCAGACCACACUGUUUAGACAUGAGGCCAGGGACAUAGUAAGAAAUGCUGUUCAUGCCAGUGAGCAUGAUGCUGUCAUCUUCACAGGGAAUGGUUGUACUGGAGCUGUUCAUAAACUCAUCAAUGCUCUCCAUUUGUCAACUCCACCAGUUGUCUUCAUUGGUCCUUAUGAGCAUCAUUCGAACCUGCUGCCAUGGAAGGAGAUCGGGGCAGAUGUCAUCAGGAUCUCGACUACUGAGGAUGGUCUUGUUGAUAUGGACUGUCUGACCACUGAACUAGAGCGAUGGCAGUUAUCAGGUCGCGAGCUGAUUGGUUGUUUCUCUGCUGCAUCCAACGUGACAGGGAUCCUGGCUGACGUUAACGCCAUCACCGUUUGUCUUCAUAAACAUGGCGCACUGGCAUUCUGGGAUUACGCCACUGCUGGGCCGUACGUGGAGAUCGAUAUGCACCCUGUGGUUGCCAGUAAGGACCAGCCUUAUGUAUAUAAAGAUGCCGUUUACCUGUCGCCCCAUAAGUUUGUAGGCGGAGUAGGAACACCAGGGAUCCUAAUAGCCAAGAAAAAGUUAUUCAGGAAUCCUGUCCCAUCCGGUGGAGGAGGUGGAUCAAUCUUCUUUGUUAGAAGGGAUUGCCACAGAUACCUUCAAGAGGUUGAGAUGAGGGAGGAAGGAGGAACCCCGGCCAUUGUGGAGUCCAUCAGGGCUGGAUUGGUGUUUAACCUCAAGGAGGCUGUCACCCCUGAGGUCAUUCUUGAGAGGGAACACAGUGUCUGUAGGAAUGUCCUUGAUUGUUGGAAGGACUGCAGCAAUCUUGUCAUCUUAGGCCCGACAUCUGUUCCCAGACUUCCAAUCCUCUCUUUCCUCAUCAAGCAUCCAGACUCAGGUCUCUACCUCCAUCAUAACUUCAUCUGCGCUGUCCUCAAUGAUCUGUUCGGGAUACAAGCAAGAGGAGGCUGUGCUUGUGCUGGACCUUACGCCUUGGACCUUCUUGGAAUUGAUGAAGAAUUGGCACAAAAGAUAGAGAACCUUCUGUUGGAGGAUGGGAGACUUGAUCGAACACACCUUAGACGAUACCGAGAAUAUUCUGACAGAGAAAUCCUCCGACCUGGGUUUGCGCGUCUCAACUUCCCUUUCUUCAUGUGUGAUGAAGACGUCGACUUCGUAAUUGAGGCUGUGAAAAUGGUGGCAGAAGAUGGAUGGAAACUGCUGCCUCAGUAUCUGUUCAACCCAGAGACCGGAGAGUGGAGGUAUAGAAAGCAUCAGGUUUUCAAGGACCGGAAGUGGUUGAGCCACAUAAGCUAUGGUAGCGGUGAGAUGUUGUACCAGGAGCCGGUGCCAAAUAUCAAAGGUCCUCUCCCAGAUAACAGAGAAGAUUGUCUGGCUAAAGCUCGUGCGAUAUUCAAUAGUGCAUCUAAGGUGAAGACUGAGUUGUCAGACCAGGCUCUUCUCUUUGGUGAUGUGGCGGCUGAAAUACGCUGGUUCCUUCUCCCCAGCGAAGCCCAGCUGUGGAUUAGCAAACCACAGCAUGCCAAGCAGAGGGCUGCCCACCCACUACCAUUCCAUCCAGGGAAACCAGUUCAACAUAUUCGUCACAUUUUCAAAUCAAAGAAUGGGCAAAGUUGCAAUGGAUGUGAUAGGUUCUCGGUGGUGCUUCCAGGUGGUCAGGCUGAGAAAUGUACUGAGGAUGAUAACGUUGAUGAUACACGAACUGUUCAAGAUAUUGUUGGUGGUGAUGUACAUGUAGCAAAGGUGCUUCUAACUGAUCGGUCUGAAGAACAAAGUGAGAGUUCUCCGCGUGUGAAUGAUUUGGCGGAAACAUUCAAGGAUGGGCUUCGUGAUUAUCUGACUGAAGGCUUCAUUGGUUGUGCUGAUGAUGACCAUGACCUUGGCCAGAGGUCUGCUGAUGCAGAUGUAAAGGGUAACCAUGGAGACUCAGGGUUGAGCCAGCCAACAGGUAUUAGAACAGCUGCUUCUGACAGGGAUGUAUUUGAUGUCAGUACUGAAAAUUACCGGACUAAGAAAUUAACGGUAUCUGGUGGUGAAGAUUACACAAACAACAUUGUUGAAUCAGCCAAUCUGAACCUUUGCUCAGAGCAAGCAAAUUCAAGCCCAGAAUCAGUGAAACAAUUUCUUCUAUCGAUUGUUGAGAAGGUUUCGCUCAGUCAGACAGCAUCUGAAAAAAAUGUGAAUCCAGAGAAUCUUCCAAGCAAAUUCAGCGAAUUACACGUGGAUUCCAACAGUUCUGCUAUCAGUGAAAGUAGUCCAUCUGCAGCUUGUCUUGCCUGUGUACCGAAAAAGGGACCAGCUGCAGCAGGUCAAGAAGAGACCAAGCCACAGGUGAAGUGGCACCCCCCAUCCAAGGUCAUCUUCAAUCCAACAUUAGAGGCCCUGGAGGAAUACAAGAUGAUCCGAGACGGUGAUAAGGUCCUGGUGUGUUUGUCCGGUGGCAAGGAUUCUCUAUCAUUGCUCCAUUCACUACGACAGUACCAGUUCUAUGCAAAGAAAAAGGGUGUGGUUUUCCAGCUUGGUGCUGUGACAGUUGAUCCUGGUACUUCCUCCUAUGAUCCUAGUCCUCUGAAGGGAUAUCUCAAGGCGCUGAACGUACCGUAUUUCUACGAGGAACAAGGUAUCUUGGAACAGGCCGCUCAACUCCCCUAUGCAUGUGCAUCCAUCUGUAGCUUCUGUAGCCGCAUGAAGAGGGGAAGGAUCUAUGCUGCGGCGAGACAGGAGGGCUACAAUGUGCUUGCCAUGGGACAACAUCUCGAUGAUCUGGCAGAGAGCUUUCUGAUGAACGCCUUCCACAAUGGCGGUCUACGCACGAUGAAGGCGAACUAUGUUGUCAAGGAGGGCGAUUUGAGAGUCAUUCGUCCAUUGGUGUACGUAAGAGAAAAGGAUCUACGGCAGUUUGCUGAAGAGAAGAAGUUGCCAGUCAUAGCAGAGAACUGUCCUGCCUGCUUUGAAGCACCCAAGGAGCGACACCGCAUGAAACAGUUACUGGCUGCUCAGGAACUUCUCUUCCCAAAGAUUUUCUCAAGUUUGAUGUCUGCAAUGAAACCAUUGAUGGCACUUGGUAGGACGGGAGCAUCUGUCAAUGAGAAGGGGGAGUCAAAUGUAGAUGAUGAGGACUUAUGAUAGCGUGGUCCUUGAUGGAACCAGAUCAUUGUGGUCUGAAUCCACUUAAAACCAUUUAGCUGGUUUAUCUCAUAACUGUUGCAUUUCAAGGCCUGCAUUGACAUGAGUGUACACUCUACUGCCCGUGUCCUGUUCUGUCUCACUCUCCGACCAUCAAUAAAUAAUGUAUU
Messenger RNA from Lineus longissimus, 3638 nucleotides. RefSeq lists its product as uncharacterized. NCBI's taxonomy places the organism in Eukaryota, Metazoa, Nemertea, Pilidiophora, Heteronemertea, Lineidae. The transcript is spliced from 17 exons. Bases 1 to 3468 code for a protein of 1155 amino acids. The record is from RefSeq and is a predicted model, not a curated record.